Molecule: messenger RNA, 1125 nt
Organism: Diaporthe amygdali
Lineage: Eukaryota; Fungi; Ascomycota; Sordariomycetes; Diaporthales; Diaporthaceae
Exons: 6
Coding region: 1-1125 (374 amino acids)
Source: RefSeq, a predicted model, not a curated record
AUGGUAUUGCAGAAAGCCCAAUCAAGUUGCGAGUAUCUUGUUGUCAAGCGUCCUCGUGAUAAGAAGGAUGCGAUAAGUGAAAGGGACACCCAAGAAGGAAGUCCGCCGUUCUCAUCUAGUACGCCGGUCGUGAUACCAGAGGGCUACUCAAGGUUUGAUGAUGCGGAAUCAUUCGCGUCGAUCCCUAGUCCGACAACACUUCAGGAGUCUUCUAUACCAUCAAGGGAUUUCAUAGAUCCAUCGUCUCUGGCGCACAUUUUCAAUUGUCCACCUACGAAUGACGAUGUUUCACUGGCAGAUUCGGGGCUGCACCUGAUUAGCCCACCAAAUUCACAGUAUUUGCACGAUCCUACCACCGAUCCAGACCUUGAUUUCGUGUUCCAGGAUGCACAAUUCAGUAUCAAUGGAGAGAGCUUCAUCGAGGGUUCGUCCUCGCCGGAUGCCACUCUUCUGGCCUUUUUUCAGGAGCCUAAGUCGGCAAAGUCUCGUGGAAGUGUCAUGAUCGAAACUUUGGGAGGGUUGACUGCGAAGGCCGAAGACCAGGCGGUUGUUCAAGAACUGAACACGAUUUUGCAAGAGUUCAACAACGAGCAAAGCAGGGAAGUCCUUUCUGAUUUCAAGCCGCACCACGUCUCGACGGCGCAGAUGCAGCGGGAAUUCGGUGAGAGGACUGCUAGCCAGCAUUUUGAAACAAUGGGCUUCUACCAGAAACUCGCUCAAGGACCGCCAGACAUAACCAAGACACAAGCUUUAUUUACUAUGGCAAUUGAUGACGACUUCAUUGAGUAUGAUUUGGAGAAUUUAACUGCUGCUACAAACCAAUCCACCUUGUCUAACCAGAUCUUCCGAUUGCAUUGUCAGCUCCAGCAGAAGAAGGCGGCAGUUCUUGAGAGCCUAACAGUGUGGAACACGGAGCUUCAGGCUGCGAUCCACCCACACGGCACAAAUGAUGGCACUCUGACGAGUGAUGUGGGUGGCCAGAUACAAUCAUGGGCGCAGUAUCUGAUGCUGUUGCAUUCAGAAUCUGUUAUGUUGCUGACAGAACAGUUCGUACUCAUCCUUUUCUUGUACUUCCAUUCCUUUGGUCGUAACUUCGAUCUGUACCACAACCGAGAGACGCGCUGA